Messenger RNA from Talaromyces stipitatus ATCC 10500, 411 nucleotides. RefSeq lists its product as uncharacterized. The record is from RefSeq and is a predicted model, not a curated record. Lineage: Eukaryota; Fungi; Ascomycota; Eurotiomycetes; Eurotiales; Trichocomaceae. The transcript is spliced from 3 exons. The coding region runs from base 1 to 411 and encodes 136 amino acids.
AUGGCUUCUGAAAAGAAGUCAGAUGCUCAAGUCCUUCUAGAGCUGGUACAAGGACAAUUAGAAAGACAUAAUACAAGAAGUGAAAAGGAAGAAGACACGAUGAUAGGAACCGAGAAAGCUUCCACUAACGAUUCAACAGCGACAACAACCCUUCCCAAGAACCCAGAAAACGACCAACAAAAGGAGCCAAAGAUUCCUGCACAGCCGCUUUACCCUAUUUUGAAUUGUGGUUGCCUUAACUCUCGUGAGCUUCCUACUACUGCUGGACACGUCGAUAUUGGCUACGUACCUUAUAUUACGAAUCAGUUCAAUUCUCUGUCCGACAUAGGUUUGUACGGAGCUGCAUAUCAGGCUGUCGAAGUGAAUGAUACAAGCCCCAUAUUCCAUACUACAAGGCAGAAUCCUCUUUAA